Malaya genurostris is the source of this 2389-nucleotide messenger RNA. RefSeq names its product vacuolar protein sorting-associated protein 51 homolog (gene Vps51). Gene Ontology annotation, biological process: Golgi organization; Golgi vesicle transport; retrograde transport, endosome to Golgi. The transcript is spliced from 4 exons. The coding region runs from base 103 to 2322 and encodes 739 amino acids. The record is from RefSeq and is a predicted model, not a curated record. Lineage: Eukaryota; Metazoa; Arthropoda; Insecta; Diptera; Culicidae. Gene Ontology annotation, cellular component: GARP complex; membrane; EARP complex.
CGUCACGUCACUUAUUGUAGGAAAGGACUCAGAUUGUAGUUUUCGUUCCUUGGGCGAUAUUAUUCGGUACACAUAAUUUAAGAGACAGUUUUCACAGAAAACAUGAGUGAAAAAUCAAGUAAUCCCUAUGAUAUGGAUAGUGCCAGCUUUGAUCCAGAUCGCUAUUUACAGAAACUCUUGAAGGAAUGUUCAUUAAAGCAAAUUAUGGACACAGAAGCGGCAAUCGUUCGUCAAACGCAGACACUACAUAGUGACAUGCAAACGUUGGUGUACGAGAACUACAAUAAGUUUAUAUCAGCUACUGAUACAAUCCGUAAAAUGAAAACCGACUUCAAGAGCAUGGAAACCGAAAUGAAUCUGCUUGUUUCUAAUAUGUCAUCGAUUACGGAACGUAGUGAAAAGAUAACCGAUACAUUACAGGAAACAAGAAGCCAACUGACCAGACUUUCCGGGAAACAUCAAUUGUUGAAAAAACUACAGUUUUUGUCGUCUCUUCCGGCCAAACUCAAGACAUUAAUCGAGGACGGCAACUACCAGCAGGCUGUUCAAGAAUACACCCACGCGCAAAAAGUUCUUCAGCAGUACGGUAAACAACCGUCGUUCCAGGGAAUUCAGGAAGAUUGUGUUAAGAUUUUAGAGGAUCUGAAGAAAGUCCUCAAGCAGGAAUUUCAGAAAACUGGUAAAACAGCACAGUCACUUACACAAAUUGGGGAAUUGCUACUGCAACUGGAUGAAAGUCCAUCUGCAUUGGCGAAGGAGAUGCUUGAAUGUGCCACAAAGCGACUGCAUGAACAGAUCGUGAUGCUACAGGAUCAAACCGAUCGGGAUAUGAUCGAGUUUAUUGAUCUGGGAAUAGAAGGAUUUCUGAACGAUUUGACAUUGGUGAUCAGCUCGUACAACGAUAUGUUUUUAUCGAAGCAUAUUGAACAGGAAUCAGACGAUUUUGAUGAGAUUGCUCGAAUUGAUUUAAACAACUUUGUGAGCAAAAAUAUCAAUGAAUACCUGGCACUAGUGCAGGAUCGUGCCGAGGUGGAAAUAGGCCACGGAGAUUCACAGAUUAUUUUAAGAGGCUUGGAUCGUCUUCAUCGCCGUUUGACGGCUAUGAAAUCACUUUGUCGAGCGGUUGAUAUGGACAAAUCUGGAAUUGACAUAAUAACAAAUGCGGCAUAUCAACUUUGUCAAUCGCACAAAAAAUCUCUGAAGGAUCACUUCUCAGACAAUUUGAGCUCGAUUCGAUUGGCAUUGGUUUCGGUUAAGCCGGAAACAUCUUCUACGACAUCAUCAUCACAAUCUGGGCUGAAGGAAUUGAUCUCUAAUUUGUAUGUCUCGACGAUAGAAAAGGUAAAAGGACUGCUGCAAGAUCUGCUGAUAUUUCUUCAACCGGAAUGGUCAUUUAAUUUGAAAGCGGAUCCCAAAGGAGCAGCAUGUGUCGAAAGUAUACGGGAAGGUUUACUGGUAGGCUUUUUGCGGCAUAUCUCGAGCACCAUGAAUGGCUUUGGUAACAUUAAUUCGAACAGUCCUCCGACUUUGCUGUUGAUUUUGUCCAAAAUGUGUUUGGAAAUGGACAAGCAUGGUGUGCAUGUUCUGAUUUCGCUGGUAGACGAGUUGUACGAUAUUGAUUCGGAAAACAGUGCAACUCUGGUUCACGAAUCGGAACUCUGUUCGGAGAUGCGUGAUUCCGCUCAGCUGCUGCUGGAUUCGUACGUUCGGCUGCAAGGUUUGAAUCUAUCACAAAUGCUUCGCAAAAGCGUCGAAACUCGCGAUUGGCUCAACUGUCUUGAACCUCGUUCGGUACGAGCCGUCAUGAAGCGUGUUGUGGAGGAACUGUCUCUCAUUGAUGCCGUACUUGGGGAACUUUACGACAGCAAUGAUAUGCGAACGGCAGCUAGUAGCGACUCAAGUCGGAAAACACACUUCAGUUUGACCGCCUCCAAGCAACCUCAGUACCGGUCGACGUGGUCCACCUACACACCGUCGCAGAUGGAUAGUACUUUCGUGUCAAACAUUCAUCGGUUGUUUUCCGAAAAAAUCGAAAUAUUCAGUUCGGUUGAAUUUUCCAAAGUGUCCAUUAUGACCGGAAUAAUUAAAAUAUGUUUGAAGACGCUUCUGGAAUGCGUUCGACUGAGAACAUUCAGCAAGUAUGGGCUACAGCAAAUACAGGUUGAUGCUCACUUUCUUCAGAUGAAUCUUUGGCGGUUUGUUACGGAUGAAAAUCUGAUUCAUGUAUUGCUGGAUGAAAUUCUUGGUUCAGCUGUACUGAGAUGUUUGGAGCCAAUACUGAUGGAACCUAAUGCUGUGGAAAUUAUUUGCGAGCGCAAUUAAAUGGCAAGAUUUGAAGUAAUUAAGUAUUAACUUUGGUUUAUAAUUAUUGUAUAUAAAAUAUAAAAGA